Hyalella azteca is the source of this 1651-nucleotide messenger RNA. It is a transcript of the gene CSN5, whose product is annotated as COP9 signalosome complex subunit 5. Gene Ontology annotation, cellular component: cytoplasm; COP9 signalosome. Gene Ontology annotation, biological process: protein deneddylation. The record is from RefSeq and is a predicted model, not a curated record. Bases 127 to 1206 code for a protein of 359 amino acids. The transcript is spliced from 6 exons. Gene Ontology annotation, molecular function: deNEDDylase activity; metallopeptidase activity; protein binding. Lineage: Eukaryota; Metazoa; Arthropoda; Malacostraca; Amphipoda; Hyalellidae.
GUAAUCAGUUAUUUGUGUCGUUUUACUUAUAGGGGUAUCUGUUACUUGAUGGUCUUGUCCGAAGUUCCGAACUGCUUGCGGAGGUAGCGUAGCAGGCUAGCAGCAACACUCUCAACAGUCUCAAGAAUGGCGAGCGGCAUGAGCCAGACCAGUAUUGCUCAGAAAAAUUGGGAGUUAACCAAUAAUAUUGCAUCUGUCAAUACUCUCGAUGAAAUAUAUCAGUAUGAUCCGAAGCAGCAGCAAGAAAUUUUAGAUGCCAAGCCGUGGGACAAAGACCCAUAUUUCUUCAAGUCCAUCAAGAUUUCAGCUCUGGCUCUCUUGAAAAUGGUCAUGCAUGCUCGAUCAGGUGGCAAUUUGGAGGUGAUGGGAAUGAUGCUGGGCAAGGUUGAUGGUGCUACCAUGAUUGUGAUGGAUGUUUUUGCUCUUCCCGUGGAAGGCACCGAGACUCGUGUCAAUGCACAAAGUCAAGCCUACGAAUACAUGAGCACCUACGUCAAUGCAGCUAAACAGGUCGGUCGUCAGGAGAAUGUGAUAGGCUGGUAUCACAGCCACCCUGGCUAUGGUUGUUGGCUGUCAGGUAUUGAUGUUAGCACUCAGCUGCUAAACCAAAGCUAUCAAGAACCCUUUGUAGCCAUUGUCAUUGAUCCCAUCAGAACCAUGAGUUCUGGUAAAGUCAACAUUGGAGCUUUCCGUACAUAUCCCAAGGGCUACAAGCCUCCUGAUGAUGGGCCGUCCGAGUAUCAGACCAUCCCGCUGCACAAAAUAGAAGACUUUGGCGUACACUGUAACCAGUACUACUCGCUGGAAGUCAACUACUUCAAGUCUGCGCUUGACAAGCGUCUGCUGGACUCACUCUGGAAUAAAUAUUGGGUCAAUACCCUCAGCUCUUCAUCUCUGCUCACGAACGCCGAGUACACGACUCAGCAGAUCGUGGACCUCAGCGACAAGUUAGAGACAUCCGAGCCCGUGAGCUGCCGGGCGCUUAUCGGCCAAGUGGACGCUGGCGAUCGUAAAGGAGAAGACAAGCUCAGUCGUGUGACGCGGGAUUCCUGCAAGACAACCAUGGAGGUCUUGCACGGACUUAUGGCGCAGGUUAUCAAGGAUAGAAUCUUCAAUCAAGUCCUCAAGGUCAAUCCCUGCGCCACUGAAGCUGAUCCUAAAAGCAUGGAUGAUGUCCCUAUGGAGGAAAAAUCUGCUCAGACUUGAACUCGAUUCUUGGAAUUAUUUUGAAUAUCCAUCUUCGAUCGUUUUUAGAAUUUACAGCCAUUAAAGGUGAUUUCCUAGAUCAUCCUCUAUGACGGGGCCCGGAUCAUCCUAUAUGUAGGUACUUUUAUUUACGUGAUCCCUACUUUUGGUUAGGCUCGGAUUAAUGUGUUUUCUCGUUGAAUUCAGUCUGGUAUCGUUAGCAUUUAGUUUGGCUUACCUUUUAGCAGCAAAAUAGUUUAAUCCGUAAAGUUCAAUCAAUAUCAUUUCGAAAUAGUUAUGAUUUCUUCUCCUGUAGAAAAUCCAUAUUAAAUAACUUCAAGAAAAGUAUUCAAAUUGUCGAUUGAUAUCCCUUCUACAAUUCAUAAUUUUGUUAUCUUCAUGACAAUCUGUGUAUUCUUAUUCACUACACUGUUGGCUAUACAAGUUAAGAAAAAAGGAAACGGUA